CCGCCCACGCCGCCCACGCCAGCACCCCUUCGCGUCCCCGUGUCCCGGGUGAGGCUCGGCCGAGGCGCCGCGGCCUGAUCCGUGUCAGCGGCGGAGGAACGAGGCGAAUCGAGGCGGUGUUUCGGGGCAUCGCAGAGCGAAGUGGGUCAUUCGUUCAUUCGCGGGGCAUUAUUCACUGCGCUGUGACGGCUAACGGGCGGCGUGGCGGAAGCAGAGCAUGCCCUGGCAGGUGGGCAGAGUGACAGUGCGCUGCGGAUCAGGGCCACGGUAUACUUAGUCGGCGCCGCCAGCGCACGCCCCGUUCACUCGCCUUGUGCCCCGCGCCUUGUGCACACCGCCGCUGCUCCGGCCUACGUGCCUCGCCGCUCGCUCGCAAGGACUCGCAGGACUGUGUGUGCCGCUCUCGGCCGCGCCGUGUCGCCCCGUGGUGCCCUCAGUGCCCGCCAUGUGCAAGUGGAUUGUUGGACGCGAGGUGUGUAGUGUGUGCGGCGAGGCGCCCCCCCGUGCCUGGCCGGGCGCCGCCCACCUGCCCAAAAUGCUGGCGCCGCCCGCGACCAGCCUCCUGGAGCGCUACUGGGCGCUCACCGCCGCGCGCAUCCCCGCCUGGGACUCGCCGCGGGAAGCGCUGGCCGGCGCGGGCCUCGGCCCCGACGCCGACCAGGCGCCGCAGGACGCUGCUGACCUUUUGACCCAAGACGCCCCGCCCCUUGAACCCUGCCCCGCCGCGGGCCGCAGCGGCGACGGCAGCGCGUGGACAGAGCCGCGCUGCCCUCAGCCAAUGGACGCGCUCGGAAAGCUGGUGUGUGGCCAGGCGGGGGCGGCGGCCACGCCCACCUGGCCGGCCCAACAGAUGGUCAAGGGCUCCGCGCUGCCCCGGGGCUUCCUCCUCCCAGAGACCGUGUUCCUCUUUGAGGAAGGCAAUGACUACAUCUGGGGGAGCGGCCAAGUGGGUGUGCAGUGUGAAGGUGAGUGUCUUCGGCCUUGGGUCAACACGGGUCACCAAGUCAGAGGGCGAGGGUGAACAUUUAUGAACGCUCUUGGGUCACGGGGAGAGAUUUCUUUUGCUCCGGAGGGUCAUCGCGGAGAGGUGGUCUCUCCAAGGGCGGGUUUAUAGAGUGUUGGGGGUUGGAAGUGUGUCACUGCUGAAUGGGCGAUAUUGAAGCACUGUUUUCCCUCCCGGGGCUGUUCACGGCACGAAGGGUUGUGGAGGCGUCGGUGUGCCAGAAGCGACAGCGAAAGUCGCCGCCGGUGCCUCCGUCAGACGCCCUUGUGGCUGUCCAGGCAGGGGCGUGAGGCAAGGUCCUCCGUCGCAGCGUUGCUAUGGACGGGCCGAAGCUCCGGGCUGCUGCGCGCACACGAGCCGCCGCGCACGUGUUUCUGCGCAACGAGUGACACUUGCUUAUCUCCAUCGCUAUCUCCCCUGAUAAGGAUUUUUAUGGUUUAUUUAUAUGUGUGCAUUUCAGGUUUUUUUCCCAUUUAUUGCGA
Molecule: messenger RNA, 1485 nt
Organism: Penaeus vannamei (Pacific white shrimp)
Lineage: Eukaryota; Metazoa; Arthropoda; Malacostraca; Decapoda; Penaeidae
Source: RefSeq, a predicted model, not a curated record